Molecule: messenger RNA, 903 nt
Organism: Acyrthosiphon pisum (pea aphid)
Lineage: Eukaryota; Metazoa; Arthropoda; Insecta; Hemiptera; Aphididae
Product: zinc finger MYM-type protein 6-like
Exons: 2
Coding region: 1-903 (300 amino acids)
Source: RefSeq, a predicted model, not a curated record
AUGCACAAAUCAUAUGAUAAAUAUACUGGGGAUACUCGGCUUACAUUAUUAAAAGACCUUUCUUCGAAAUUAACAAAACAAAAAAAUGUAUUUUUAAAAAAACAAAUUAACGAUCGUGACAAUUUAAUAGCAUCUUAUGAAGUGUGUUUAGAAUUGGUAAAACAAAAAAAAGGGUUUAGAGACGGCGAAUUAAUUAAACGCUGUGCAAUAAAAAUGGAAAAUGCUUUUGGAAACAAAGAAAUGGCAAGUAAAUUUGAAACAGUAUCACUCUCUCAUCAAACUGUUAGCAGAAGAGUUAAUGAAAUGAGUGAUCAUGUAUCUGGAAUGCUUCGUAAUAUAAUACAGAAUUGUAAGUACUAUUCUUUAGCAUUAGAUGAAAGUAAUGAUAUUUCCGAUAACAGUCAAUUAAUCAUUUUUAUUCGAACAAUUGAUAAAGAUUUUAAUAUACAUAAAGAACUACUUCAAAUAAAACCAUUAAUUACUGGAACUAGGGGUGUAGAUAUAUUUGAAGCAUUGAAAAAAAUUAUUUCAGAUUUUGGUUCAUUUGACAAUUGCACCGGUAUUAUCACUGAUGGUGCUCAAGCUAUGGUUGGGAUACAUACUGGUUUAGUAGGAAAUUUAAGGCAAAUAGGGCUUAAAUGUUUAUUUAUUCAUUGUAUUAUUCACCAAGAAGCAUUUUGUGCUCAAAGACACAGAGCAUUUAUUAAAUUUUUAGAAGAAAUGGAGAGUGAGUAUGGUGAUAUCCCGUUACACUGUGAAGUAAGAUGGCUGAGUGCAGGGAAUUGUUUGAAAUCUUUUUUCGCAUUGAGAAGUGAAGUUUUUGAAUUUCUUAAAUCUAAAAAUAUUGGACAACAGUUUUACGAAGACUUACAAAGUAUUUCAUUCAUGAAGUGUAUUGAGUAA